Molecule: messenger RNA, 156 nt
Organism: Echinops telfairi (small Madagascar hedgehog)
Lineage: Eukaryota; Metazoa; Chordata; Mammalia; Afrosoricida; Tenrecidae
Product: 60S ribosomal protein L39-like
Exons: 1
Coding region: 1-156 (51 amino acids)
Biological process (GO): translation
Cellular component (GO): ribosome; cytosolic large ribosomal subunit
Molecular function (GO): structural constituent of ribosome
Source: RefSeq, a predicted model, not a curated record
AUGUCACCUCAUAAGACCUUCAGGAUCAAGAGAUUCCCAGCCAAGAAACCGAAGCAGCAUCGGCCCAUUCCCCAAUGGAUUCGAAUGAAAACCGGUACUAAGAUCAGGCACAACUCCAAGAGAAGACACUGGAGAAGAACCAAGCUGGAUCUGUAA